UGUUUGUGUAGCCCCACCCCCCGCCCCAACCCCCCUCACUUCUACUGAUGAAACAAGGGCGGUUACUCCAGCUGCUGGCUCAGGCUUUCAUCCUCAUCUGGUCAUCUCCACAAGCUCUGGCAUCUGCACAUCAUCCAGAACUUUCUACAAGCACAUCUCCCUCACAAGGCAGUCCUAUCAGCUCAGACACAAGCAGCUGGUUCAUCGCUGGUGACGAAAGGGAGACUUCAACGCCUUCAUCACCACAGCCAUCUCCUCACCUCUCCCCUACUCUACUUCACCUACCUCCUCAGCCAAACGCUGAAGUCGAGCAGACGUUGAGCAGGGUCACGAGACCCACGCACGAGCUUCACUCAGCCAAGGUCAGAGUCAGGCGCAAUGACAAGGUCACCAGCAAGUUCACCGGUCUGGUCGUGGGGGCGUCAGCCAGCCUACGUCUGCAACAGUCGGUCAAGGUCAAGCUGCAGGCACUAGAGGCCUCCAUCUGGCAGCUCCAGGCCCAGGUCACGCGGGCCCACUCGGCCCGGGCCCCGGGCUCCGUGCUGGGGACCUUCCCCGCCACCCUCAGGACCAACUUCCACGGCGAGCCGGAGCUGAGAGCCGCCCGGCUGAGCCCGGCUUACAGCUUGCCGGAGCUGGAGUCGCUGUCCCUGCUCUUGGUGCUCCAGUGUCUGGCCGAGUCGGUCAUCUACGGCGGCUCCAGGGUCGUUGCCCCUGGCAACCUGAGUCUGGCCAUCGACUCACUCAAGGAGUUCCACAGCCGCUCUCACAAUAGGGGCAGCUCGUUCAUGACACUCUGGCCGGAGAAGGUGUCUGGCGCCAUGGGUUUUGUCGUCAUGCCGGAGAAUCUGGUGCUGACCUCGGUCAAGGACGGCACGACCUUCAGGCAGUUGGAGUCUGUCAGCAAGUCAUGCAAGUGUUCAGCAGCCAAGUCAAGCGUGGAGAAGAUAGCGGGGAACAGCAAAUGCCGACAGCACUUUGACCGACCAAUCAGCGAGGAAAUCUUUGACCCGGCCACGCCCCCUGAUCUCAUGACGUCAUUCUCCAACCUGGCCCUGGGCGCCCUACUUUACGCCAAGCACGCAGACGGCAAGGCAGCAGAUGGGGACAUUUUCAAGACCGAGCUGAAACUGUGGCUGUCAGAAAACACGGCUGUAGAACAGCUGGUACAGCAGCUUCGGCUACUAGCUGUUCGGUUUUCAUCUACAGCUAAUACCACAGCUGCUAAAGCUACAACUAAUACCACAGCUGCUAAAGCUACAACUAAUACCACAGCUGCUAAAGCUACAACUAAUACCACAGCUGCUAAAGCUACAACUAAUACCACAGCUGCUAAAGCUACAACUAAUACCACAGCUGCUAAAGCUACAACUAAUACCACAGCUGCUAAAGCUACAACUAAUACCACAGCUGCUAAAGCUACAACUAAUACCACAGCUGCUAAAGCUACAGCUACAGCUAAUACCACAGCUGCUAAAGCUACAUCUACAGCUAACGUCACAGUUGCUAAAGUUACAGCUAAUACUACAGCUGCUAAAGCUACAGCUACAGCUAAUACUACAGCUGCUAAAGCUACAGCUAAUACCACAGCUGCUAAAGCUACAGCUAAUACCACAGCUGCUAAAGUUACAGCUACAGCUAAUACUACAGCUGCUAAAGCUACAGCUACAGCUAAUACUACAGCUGCUAAAGCUACAGCUAAUACCACAGUUGCUAAUAUUACGACUACAGCUUACAACUCUACAAUCCAAUUUAAAGCUGUAAAAUCAGCUCUAGUGCUAGACACUCCACCAGACACUCCACCAGACACUCCACCAGACACACCACCACCAAGAAAUGGGACCGCGAGUGUUGUGAAGAGAGACGCCGAAGACAUCCCCAGCCUUGGGUCAGAGGGUGAUAACUCUGUACAGAACUCUUCAAAAACUGGAAUUUCCCCAGUUAUUUCCCUUAACGAAAAUACAACAUACAUACAUCCAAACCUAACUGGUACCCCAAACCUAGACAAUAAAACAGACAAUGAAACAGACAAUGAAACAGACAAUGAAACAGACAAUGAAACAGACAAUAAAACAGACAAUAAAACAGACAAUAAAACAGACAAUAAAACAGACAAUAAAACAGACAAUAAAACAGACAAUAAAACAGACAAUAAAACAGACAAUAAAACAGACAAUAAAACAGACAAUGAAACAGACAAUGAAACAGACAAUAAAACAGACAAUAAAACAGACAAUGAAACAGACAAUGAAACAGACAAUAAAACAGACAAUAAAACAGACAAUAAAACAGACAAUAAAACAGACAAUAAAACAGACAAUAAAACAGACAAUAAAACAGACAAUAAAACAGACAAUAAAACAGACAAUGAAACAGACAAUGAAACAGACAAUAAAACAGACAAUGAAACAGAACAUAUACGAAAUACUGAGGCAGAUGAAAACGCAGACUUGAAAAAUGAAAACGCAACCAACCAGACGAUUCAAGCAGUAACCGUCAAUUUAACGCGACCCGCCACAGACCUUUCAAAGACUCAGCCCACAAUACCAUCCACACCAUCCACACCUCCAUCAACCCCAUCACCCCCCACUCUACCAUCGCCAGUAUCGAUACCAAAAUCAAAGACAGAUCCGAUUACAAAACCAGGUCACGUGAGCCAGGUCCUUGACCCCAUUUCUUAUUUUGGACUGAAGCCUUUCUUGGACGCCGAACUAGCCAAAGGUCACCCUGACCUCUCCCUCCCUCCACUCUGGAUCUCAGAUGGCACCGGCCAGCGUGAUGACGUCACACACAACGGCCGCCAGUACCACAGCUACAACAGCAUCGACCUGACGACAACAGCCGCCGUCCUGCACGGUCUGGUUCUAGCGUCAAUGGCGGGGCUGAUUGAGGUCAAUGACCCGGAGUUACAGUUAAUCAUGACGUCAUCCCUGCGCAUGCUCACGUGGUACAUGCAACACCCCACGGAACUGACGUCAUCGCUUGGACUCUCCAGGUUCCCGUCCAGGUACCAGCUGUACUGGAUGACCUCUAGGACAGCCUUUCAGCUGACCUCGACAGCCCUGCAGGAGUACAGGCUGUUUCAGUUUGCAGACGGAGUUAUCGGACCAUUUGUGACGUCGGUACGUAAUGAGAUGACGUAUGCCAUCCUGCAAAACAUCGUGGACGGUGGGCUUGGAGCAGACGGCAAAACUCGGGUCUACAUAGACGACAUUGUGGGCACAGCAGAUCUGGAUGACAAGGGAGCUAAGAAGGUGAGCAGCGAUGACCGCCUGUUCUCGUCUGCUCUGGCCAUCAACACGUUGAUCGCCGCCUGGACAGUGCUGCAGCCAGACGGCUCGCUCAAGUUCAUUGAAGCGACCGACGACUCGGUGCGAAUCGCUGUCAACAGUCUCGUUAAUUACGUCACCAGCGCCGUUGAUGACGUCAACGCUCCACAGGAGAACGCUUUCAUGAGCGAGCAGGUGAAAAGUUGUCAGACUUUGAGCCAUCUCUUCCCCUCCAACCUGGUCAGCCAGCGUGACGUCAUCAGCCGUGACGGCAAGGCGGUCAAGCUGUCAGUACCCGGGGUCAAAGGUCAAAUCCCCAGUGACCUCUACACCAAACAGGUCACCGCGUCACCUGACCUUAAAGACCUUCUCAACAGCGACACAGCCGUGUUUCGGUUUUGGUCUUCGUCAGCCUACACCAGAGCUGCCUGUUUGUUGGCCAUUGCACAGGCGGCCAACCUGCAGGUUGACAGGAAGAGUUGA
This is a messenger RNA of Physella acuta, 3752 nucleotides long. RefSeq lists its product as uncharacterized. Gene Ontology annotation, cellular component: endoplasmic reticulum exit site; endoplasmic reticulum membrane. Gene Ontology annotation, biological process: endoplasmic reticulum to Golgi vesicle-mediated transport; vesicle cargo loading; protein secretion. NCBI's taxonomy places the organism in Eukaryota, Metazoa, Mollusca, Gastropoda, Physidae. The record is from RefSeq and is a predicted model, not a curated record.